AUGCCCCCCGAGCGAAGAAAGGUCCGCAAGGGCACCCACAACUGCUGGGAAUGCAAGCGACGCAAGGUGCGGUGCAUCUUCACUGCCGAACAUGCAGUCUGCAACAACUGCAGGCGACGGGGGACGGCGUGUAUCAGCCAGGAGCUGCCAGACAGCUAUACUCCAGACAGUAACCAGGUAGAGACGAGGCUCGAGCGGGUGGAAGGUCUUCUCGCGCAGCUGGCAAAUGGUCCGAAAAACACCAUAGAUCUGGUGUCAGGUAGCGAGCAAAAGACGCACCCUGCAUCUGCACCGUCGAGGCAUCCACCGUCGAGGCAUCCAGCUCCCGACAGAGCGACUGGAAGGUAUGAUGAAUUAUAUCGCGAGCUCGCUGCUGCUUGGCCUAGCGAACACGACCUUGAUGUUAUUGUCUCUCUCCCCACUGGUCUUUCGCACCUCCUGUUCCAACCUCUCUGCUCUCCAGGUCCCACAGACAAUAAAGAGCCCCGCGAGAUGCUGCAGCUGCCGCCUCCAGGAUGCCAUCCAGUUCUGGUUGCCCGCAGUCUCCUGCUGCUCGGUACAUUUCUCCAGGGCGUCGUCCCAUCUGCUAUCAACAAACUGGGUCCUGUAGGAGACACCUACCGCGAGAUCAUGGCCACCGCCGUAGACCGGGCAAUCAAGCUGGUGACUACCAACGACGAGCUGCUCGGCUUCGUCGAGGCACUCCAGUGCAUCAUGCUUGAGGCCAUGUAUCAAAACUACGCCGGCCACCUGCACCGGGCCUGGAUGGCAGUACGCCGCGCCACAGCAGCUGCUCAAGUCAUGGGGAUACACCAGGGCCGGACCUCGCCGUACUUGAAGUUUCUCGAGCCAGCAACCCGUGCAGCCUUUGACCCUGACUACAUCUGCUUCCGCCUUAUCGUCAUGGACCGCUACCUAUCACUCAUGCUCGGUUUACCACAGACCCCGCUCGAAGGCCGCUUCGCUAUCCCCAAAGACCUGUCGGGUUUCGACCCCAUGGCCCGGCUGGAACGCCUCCACUGCGAAGUCUCCGGACGUAUCGCACAGCGCACCGCCGCAGAUAUCAACGAUAUAUCAAAGACCCGCGAGACAGACAAGCUCCUCCAAGACGCCGCUGCCCAGAUGCCGCCGCAGUGGUGGCUGAUACCCCCCUUCACCAACGAGUCCGACCUAGUCAGCGAUACAAUGCGCCUCAUGGUCCAAUUCACACACCACCACCUCCUCGCCCGGCUACAUCUACCUUACAUGUUGCGCUGCUCAGACAGCAACAACAUCUACGACCACAGCAGAAUUACCGCCGUCAACGCCAGCCGCGAGCUCCUCUCGCGCUACGUCGUCUUCCGCACCGUCAACCCAGCCCACUUCUACUGCCGGGGCUGCGACUUUCUCGCCUUCGUCGCGACAACCGUUCUGUGUCUAGCCCAUAUCAGCUUCCGCAGCUAUAUAGGCAGAGACAAUAGUAUGUUCAACUUCCUCAUGCACAGCCGGCCCACGGAUCGGGGGAUGAUGGAGCGCACGUCUGAGAUACUCGAGUCCAUGGCGCGGGAGAGUACAUCCGAUGCGAUAGCGCCGAAACUUACCCAUCUCAUCCGGCAUUUGCUCGAUGUUGAGAAUAACGCUGCUAAUGGCGCUGUAUACUGCACGAGCUCGUCGAGCGGGGAGGGCGAGAUUGCCGGACAGUUGACGGAUAAAGCGCUGCAUAUCCAUAUUCCGUAUUUUGGCACGAUUUGCUUUGAGCAGGGUGGUGUUUCUAUGUCGGCGCAGCCUGACAUGGGCUUUUCUGAGCAUAUGCACGGUGGAUCUGGCUUGCCUUAUCAGACUAACAGCUGGAAUGGAGAAUAUCCCGAUAUACAAGAGCAGCUACGGAUUCCAAGUGAACUUCAACUCACCAUCCCAUCCUCAAUAACAUCCACCCCGACCAAAGUGAAAUGGACAUCUUGUGGAAGCUCAACACCCACGUCCCCAAACAAUGCCAGCCCCUUUCCUGCAAGCAGAACAGGCGCAAUCGUCAAGACCAUCUCAUCCACCCACCCCCGCUUAAGGAACUCCUGCACCGUCUUCCCACCAUCAACAUAUACCAUCGUCGCGCCCUCUGCAUUCAGAAUCCUCUCAACUCCCUCCAUCGACCCAACAACCCUACAACCCGGCGGAGAAGAAUCCCCCGGAAGAUCCCGAUCCAGCAUGGUCGUACUAAGCACAAGCAGCUUCCUCUCGGGAUACGGCCACUCCGGAAAUCCCAUACAAACGUCAAAGGUCUUCCGGCCCAUGACAAUGAAAUCUACAUCGGCGAUAUGCUGCUCGAAUGACAUUGUCGAUCUGGAUUGUGGAUUAUAUGGCGGCAUGUGGUUUUUGUUUGGAAACGGGCGUGGAAUCAGGAAAGGCUCAUGGCAUAGCCCAGCCCACUACAAGAACCUCACCACCGCCCUCUCCGCCCACAACUACACGGCAAUCGCCAUCCCCCUCCCAUCCGUCAACUCCAGCCCGCCAUUAUCCAGCUGGGAGGAGGAUGCACGGGCCAUACGGGAAGCAAUAAUGGACGAACUCGACGCCGGGAGGGAUGUUAUUGCUCUCGCGCAUUCGUUUGGCGGGGUUGCGAUGGGGGAGGCUGUGAAGGGCCUUGGUAAGGGAGAUAGGAUGAAGGAUGGCCCAGGGGUGCAAACUGGUGUUAUUGGACUGGUGUAUAUGUGUGCGAUGGCGCUGCCAAAGGGACAGUCGCAUGUUGGGCAGAUGGUGCCUGUUGGGGCCGUGGAGGAGGAGAUUGAGAAGGAGAGGAACGAGUAUGGGGCGAAACAUGGUGGUGUGAGCAUGACGGAGAAGCCUGGCUAA
Aspergillus versicolor CBS 583.65 is the source of this 2826-nucleotide messenger RNA. RefSeq lists its product as uncharacterized. The transcript has 5 exons. The coding region runs from base 1 to 2826 and encodes 941 amino acids. Gene Ontology annotation, molecular function: zinc ion binding; DNA-binding transcription factor activity, RNA polymerase II-specific. The record is from RefSeq and is a predicted model, not a curated record. Gene Ontology annotation, biological process: regulation of DNA-templated transcription. Lineage: Eukaryota; Fungi; Ascomycota; Eurotiomycetes; Eurotiales; Aspergillaceae.